AUGUCGACAUUAGAAGCAUUUCCAGCAGUGAACCCGCUUAAUUUUACUUUAAUUGAAAAGAAACAUACGAUAUGCACAGCAGGAUCUCGUGUGCAAUGGCGAGUAUUCGGUUCCGGCGGAUCGGAACCAAAAAAAAUUGUCCCCGAAAAAAGGUCUUUCAUAAUGCAGUGCAUCGAACGAAACUUCACAAAUAAAACUUCUGACGAAGCCCAACCCGCAGAAGCUGCAAAACGGCCUCAUGGUGACGACGAUCCUUCAAAUGUCGCUUCCAAGAAACCAUGCCCGCCCACUGAAUCCUAA
This is a messenger RNA of Caenorhabditis bovis, 300 nucleotides long. The record is from the annotation of a GenBank genome assembly. Lineage: Eukaryota; Metazoa; Nematoda; Chromadorea; Rhabditida; Rhabditidae.